Messenger RNA from Rotaria sp. Silwood1, 3072 nucleotides. The record is from the annotation of a GenBank genome assembly. NCBI's taxonomy places the organism in Eukaryota, Metazoa, Rotifera, Eurotatoria, Philodinida, Philodinidae.
ACCCACACCCAUCCAAUGAAAAAAUUAUUGGAAAAACCUAAUUAGCGAAGCGAAAAUUUUUGAAUAAUGUAACAAAAUUGAGCUUGAGAAAACUCUUUUAGAAGAAAUUUUCCUCCAACAGUCUAUAUUCCAGUUGUUAAAAAUCACCUCCUAUCAACACUGCCAGAGCCAGGAGAGUGACUCCCUCUCCACCACCACUUUUUCUGUCCCUGACGACAACACAACAUUCAUAGAAUCAAUUUAAAUCUUUUCUUUGAAUAUUAGAUUAUAAAAUCAACAAAUACUAUUGUCUAUUUUUCAUAGCUAAAAAGUGCAAAAUUUUCAUUUAUUGGGGGGGAGGUGUACACCCCCCCCCCCCUCCACUUUCGCGGCCUCUGUGAGAUAAUCAUAAUUCGUAUUGUAUUUUUUAUCCUUUUUCAAUCGUUAAUGUGAGUGUGUUUCACGAGAUUCACUUGAAAGAAAAAAAAUAGUACGUGCUUUGUUUAUCUUAUACAUAUAUUGAUGCGAAGCUCAUGACCUUGAUCGAUGAGUUUAUCCCGGUUCUUGUUGAUAGAACGAACUUUCAUUUGAAAUAUGUUAUCGUUAUUAGAACGGAUGAGAAGGUGGCUAAAAAUUUUCAUGCAAUUGCACUUUUGUCAAAAUAAAAAGUUGUUUUUAAAUUCUUUUCUCAACAUAAAAACAUCAAUUUCUUUUCUAAUAAAAGUGGUAAUCGGUUAAUGCUUAAUAAGUCAAUUUCAUUUUUAUUUCUUCUAUGACAUAGAUUUAUCGGUCUGUUUGUUCUUUCUGAGUUGAGUAUUAUUCUCUAUGAUAGUUUUCAAUUUAUUGUUUUAUAAUUGAAAUUGUCAAUGACGUUGAUACUAUUAUUCUAUUCAAACCCGAAAAUUGUGAAAGAUUUUUGAGAUAUUGUUAUCCUUUUAAAUAUUUCUUCAGAAACAAUAUAGAAUACAAUUCACUUAGGAAUUUUGAAGUCUCGGAUGAGCUUUUCUGGAAUAUUUUUGUUCCAAAGACAAUCUACUAAAUUUCUAUUUAUUACUAUAAUUGCUCUUUUUUUUUGCUCACACAUAUAAUGGCAUGUGUUAGUACACGUAUGUGCACAUGAAGAAGAGGAAAAAGCAGGGUUUGAUUGAAAUACGAUCAAAAAUCGUAUGCUAGCUGUAUUCAAUUAUCAGCCUGUCAUCUUGAUAAAAAAAACUAAUGUAUAUUGUAGAAAUUUCAGAAGAAAACAAGUAACAUAUGAAAAGCUUGCCUAACAAAUAUACACAUACGUAAAUAAAAUAAGAAAAAAAAAUCAUAUAAUAUUCGUUUUACAUUUACAAAUUUUAUUUAGAAAUCCUUUAUUUAAUCGAAAAUUAGAACCGCGAAUGAUAUAAAACAUUUCUGACCAUCUUCAUUAUUUUUCCUUUUCAACUUCUGUGAAUAACAAAUUGAUUUAUAUAAUGUUGAGGUUAUUUAAAGUGAAAAACAAUCGCCUCUAGAAGAACAACAUAAUGCGUUAAAAAAUUGACUUCUAACGAGCAUGUGAUGUUACAGAUAAAUAUUUUAACAUACAUUUAAUGUAUAUAUAAAAAAUUGAUAAGAAAACUAAUGAAAUAGUUUCAACUUUUGAUAUGCUCUUUUUUAAUACAUGUAGAAAUAUGAACUUUUAUUCUUUUUCUCAUUCUAUCGGGAAAAUACCAAGUUCGUUUGAAUAUGAAGAAAUAAGCAAUAUUCAUUUCUAUUAUUCAUGACUCUCUCGCGCUCUCUCUAUUAAUCGAUUAAUGGAUGUGAGAUUCCAAUAUUUUUCUCUACAUAAAUAUAUAGGAAUAUUCAUAAUUACAUCUUUCAUAAGACUAAAAAAAUCAUUAUUUGUAACGGAAUGACUACCGUGAUCUAUUUCUCUUUUCAAAAAAAAAAAGAACCUUAUUUACUUUGUAUUGAUGAUUUAUUAAUUACGAUGACCUACUAAAAUCUUUUCUAAAUUCUUAGAAGAAAACAAAAUAAAUAAUUUCUUGAUAGCCGCAUCCUCUCGAGAAAAAAACAAAGAAAACACCCACUAUCAAAAGAGAAAAUUGGAAACAAGCCCAAAACUUAGAACGAUGUUGAUUUUGCAAAAAUUUAAAUGAACUUUUCACUUUUUUCUCUCUAUAAUCUCUCUCUAUUUCAGUCCAUCAAUUACGUGGAAGUUCCAUUGACAUUCAUCCAAAUGCUCGAUGGAAACAGAAUGGUAUUACUGUGGCUGGAGGAAAUGGAUAUGGCAGUGAACUCAAUCAACUCUCUUACCCAUGUGGUUUGUAUGUUGAUGAAGAUGACACAGUCUAUGUCGCUGAUCAAUGGAAUCACCGUAUUGUCGAAUGGAAACGUAGUGCAACGAAUGGCAAAGUAGUUGCCGGUGGAAAUGGAGAAGGAGAUGGAGUUCAUCAGUUGUCUAACCCACAAGAUGUGAUUAUCGACAAAGAAAAAGAUAGUCUCAUCAUCUGUGAUAACGGGAAUAAAAGAGUGGUUCGAUGGUCUCGUCGAAAUGGGACAAGUGGAGAAACAAUCAUCUCCAACAUCAAUUGUGUGGGUUUGACAAUGGACGAGAAUGAAUCUCUCUAUGUCACGGACGAUGGAAAACAUGAGGUGAGACGAUAUCGAAGAGGAGAAUCUCAAGGAACAGUGGUUGCAGGUGACAAUGGAGAAGGAAAUCGUCUUGAUCAACUCGCUUACCCACGCUACGCAUUCGUCGAUCGAGAUCAUUCGGUAUACGUGUCUGAAUGGGGAAAUAAUCGUGUGAUGAAAUUGGAAAAAGGUGCAAAACAAGGCCUUGUCGUGGCUGGCGGUCAAGCACAAGGAAAUAGUCUUACACAAUUGUCAAGUCCUCAAGGAGUCGUUGUCGAUCAAUUGGGUACUGUCUAUGUGGUUGAUAAUGGGAAUCAUCGAAUCAUGCGUUGGCCAAAAGGAGCCACACAAGGAAGUGUCAUUGUUGGUGGAAACGGUGAUGGAACACAAUCGAAUCAACUCCAUUGGCCCGUAGGUGUAUCAUUCGAUCGACAUGGCAAUCUCUAUGUCGUCGAUUUGGCAAAUAAUCGAGUACAAACAUUUAAUAUCGAAUAA